Magallana angulata is the source of this 2309-nucleotide messenger RNA. RefSeq lists its product as uncharacterized. NCBI's taxonomy places the organism in Eukaryota, Metazoa, Mollusca, Bivalvia, Ostreida, Ostreidae. Bases 876 to 2297 code for a protein of 473 amino acids. The transcript has a single exon. The record is from RefSeq and is a predicted model, not a curated record.
CUUUCUCUGGGACCUAAGAAUUUUUUUUGAAAACGUUUAAUGCCUAUUUAAAGGCAAUUUUCCCAAUUUAUAAUAGAAAUACUGUAAUUAUCUCAAAUAAAUGCUUUUAAAAUUGCUUAUUUAAAAAAUUUCGUACUACGUCCCAAGAUUUUGUUCUUAUAUGAAAAAACCCUAUCGAUUUUUUAUCGAAAUAAAGUACAUUGUACGGUUUAUUCCCACGUAGCUAAAAUUCUGAAAUUCUUAUUCCCACCUAGCUAAAAUUGUGAUUUUCACACCUGAGUGAGCAUUGAGUAUAGUCUGUUUUAGGUGUGAACUACCUGUAUAGACAACACCUAGUAAUAUGUAAUGAAAUAUAGUUAUAUAUUCAUGACAAUAUUGAUUUACAGUGUUAUAAAAAUUUCGUAAGAAUUAUCAUUUAUUGAAAUGUUUUAUAUUUAUAAAUUAAAAAUAAAAUUUGAAAAAAAUAAAUAAAACAAAAUUAGAUUUAAAAUAAAACUAAUUUGAUAGGCAUGGCAAGCAAUUGCUUAAAUAAACAACACACAGCAGAGGUUGACGGCUUAAUAAGAUCAUAAUUAUUUUGUUUCACUUAUAAUUGAGAUAAUUUAUUAAUUAAUUGUUAUAAAUAUGAAUCUUCAAUCAAACUGAUGCUUAAUGUAAUUGCAAUAAUAAAUUUCAUUAAAUGCUCAUUCCUUGGUUCAAAGUGUUCUGUCCGAUGUUUUAAAGAAAAUUGCCAUAAUGUUUGUAUCUUCAAAACAUAAUGGAAUAAAAAUUUCUUUGAUAUUUUAUAUAAAAUAAUUAAUAGUCAUUAAAUCCUCAUUUUCAGUAAAUACUAUAAUAGAUAUACAUGUGCUGGUAGUACACGUAAGUACUUUUUUAUGAUCAUUUCACUAAGUAUGGCAAACGCGCUAGUACGGUUGGAUUUUCUAGACAAUGGAAGAGGAGGCUUUUUCCUUCUACAUGCUGGCUACAAGUAUUCCAUUCGGAACAAGUACAACGACAGAACCUACUGGAGAUGUGUCAACAGGCAGUGUCCAGCCACACUGACAACAUGCAACAACAUCGUGGUGGCCUUUGGAAGACCGCAUAACCAUGAAGAGGACUACAUUGGACUGGCGGCAGAGUCCUUCAUCAGUGGCGUGAAGAAGAGGUGCAGAGAGGAAGCAGCACCCAUCCCUACCAUCUACGAUGAAGAAAUAGGAGGACUGCGUGAUUCUGAGUGUGACGACUCGGUGGAGGACAUGAUAAGGAAAAUUCCUACUUUCCAGGCCUGCAAGUCCUCACUCUACAGGAACCGGUCCACCACAACCCCAAAGUUACCCACAUCCCAGGAAGACAUCAACCUCGAGGGACCGUGGACCUGUACUUCGGCUGGUGAUCGUUUUCUUUUGUGUGACGAUACAGAUGAGAAUGGGCAUCGCAUCAUCAUUUUUGCUUCAGAUGCCAACUUGAACCACCUUUGUGCCGCAGACACAGUGUUUAGUGAUGGGACAUUUUAUUCCUGCACCAAACAUUUCACCCAGCUGUACACGUUGCAUGCCAGUGUGAAUGGAACUGUGUUUCCCCUUGUGUUUGGACUUCUACCUAACAAGAGUGAGGCCACUUACAACCGGUUCUUCCGACUUUUGAAGGAUGCCAUUCAGGACCUACAGUCUGUGUUAAAUCCCGAGCAUUGGCUCUUGGACUUUGAAGUGGCGGCAAGGAAUGCAGUUCAGAGGAACUUCCCUGGAACCUCCUUGAAAGGUUGCUUCUUCCACUUUACCCAGUGCAUCUGGAGGAAAGUUCAGGGUUGCGGAUUAGCAGUCAGAUUCCGGGAGGAGGACAGUGUUCGCAUGCUAGUCAGAAGAGCCGCGGUUCUUCCCCUCAUCCCAGAACAUCGUGUGGAGGAUGUGUGGCUAGAAGCGCUUGAGGACAAUGGAGACGAUGACAAUGAUGUUCUACGCUUCAAAGACUACGUGACAGAAACAUGGGUAGAAGGGCAUCUCACCCACUGGAACCAUUACGAAAACGAUGGAUCCCGCACAACAAAUGUAGUAGAGGGCUGGCACCACAAAUUCAAUAGGAUGUGUCGGCGACCCCACCCCAACAUCUUCAUGUUCAUCCAGCUUAUACAGAAGGAGCAAGCUGCGAAUGAAGCCAAGAUGAUUCAGCUAGCUGCUGGUGGUGUUGUGCGUCCAAAGAAGAAGAAGUACCGACAACUUGACAGCCGUAUCCGACAUCUGAAGGACCGACUCCGACAGGGCACCAUCCAGCUGAUGGAGUAUGCGGAUGCAGCUUCUCGUCUCCUUCAUCUGGAGUGAUGUGUCGAGUGA